This is a messenger RNA of Panthera uncia (snow leopard), 2048 nucleotides long. RefSeq names its product synaptophysin like 2 (gene SYPL2). Bases 1 to 801 code for a protein of 266 amino acids. Lineage: Eukaryota; Metazoa; Chordata; Mammalia; Carnivora; Felidae. Gene Ontology annotation, cellular component: synaptic vesicle membrane; synaptic vesicle. The transcript has 6 exons. The record is from RefSeq and is a predicted model, not a curated record.
AUGUCUUCGACCGAGGGCCCGAGUCGCGCAGCGGACAAGUCACCGCGCCAGCAGGUGGACCGUCUGCUGGUGGGCAUGCGCUGGAGGCGGCUGGAGGAGCCUCUGGGCUUCAUCAAAGUUCUCCAGUGGCUCUUUGCUAUUUUCGCCUUCGGGUCCUGCGGCUCCUACAGCGGGGAGACAGGAGCAACAGUUCGCUGCAACAACGAAGCCAAGGAUGUGAGCUCCAUCAUUGUUUUGUUCGGCUAUCCCUUCAGGUUGAACCGGGUCCAGUAUGAGAUGCCCCUCUGCGAUGAUGACUCCACCUCCAAGACUAUGCACCUGAUGGGGGAUUUCUCUGCUCCCGCUGAGUUCUUUGUGACCCUGGGCAUCUUUUCCUUCUUCUACACCAUGGCUGCACUAGUUGUCUACCUGCGCUUCCACAACCUCUACGCAGAGAACAAGCGUUUCCCCCUGGUGGACUUCUGUGUGACUGUCUCCUUCACCUUCUUCUGGCUGGUAGCUGCAGCGGCCUGGGGCAAGGGCUUGACAGACAUCAAGGGGGCCACACGGCCAUCCAGCCUGACCGCAGCCAUGUCUGUGUGCCAUGGAGAGGAAGCAGUGUGCAGCGCUGGGGCCACACCCUCCAUGGGACUGGCCAACAUCUCUGUGCUCUUCGGCUUUAUCAACUUCUUCCUGUGGGCCGGAAACUGUUGGUUUGUGUUCAAGGAGACCCCGUGGCAUGGGCAGGGCCAGGACCAGGACCAGGGCCAGGGCCCCAGCCAGGAGAGCGCAGCUGAGCAGGGAGCGGUGGAGAAGCAGUAAGCAGCUCCCACCUGGCUACUCCCGAACAGGACAGCACCUCUUCAACCACCUCCAGCUUCCAGGACCUCCCUCUUCCUCCUUCUCCAACUCCCCUCCUCCAUCAUUCUGGGCUUUGAGCUUUGAGACGUCGUCGAUGGAUGGGCAGGCAUCAGCUGUCAGAAACCCCGGCGGCCCUACCAGUGGCUUCCUAUCUCUCCUCUUGCUGGAGCCUCGGAUGGCAGGAGCUCAGUGCUUCUUGUCUACGGCCUGGACCCCAACAUUUUGCUUGGGGUCUUCCUCGUCCACUUACAGCCUCCCGUUGCAGGCAAGGGUUGGGGGCAGGAGACUGGUUCCUAGCAGCCACUUCUAUCAACCUGUCAGCUUCAAUAAAAGUGGGGGGAGGGGAAAUUGGCUGGCAGCCUUCUUCCUGGUCCCUUGCAUGAAGGGCCCACCAGUGGUUUAGUGACCCCUCUUCAAUGGUUGUUAUCUAAGCCUUGUGUCUGCCCUGAUCUCCAGUCAGCCUGAGCCUGGUAUGCUUCCCACUUUUUCCUCUGGCAUCUGCUUGCCCACAGAGCCUACCAUGUGGGAACCCAGGGGGCCAACUAGUCUAGAAGACAGCCCUGUAGGGGCUCUUGAUGAGGCCCAGACUCAAUGGGGAGCAGAUAUAUUGCAACUGGGUUGCAACUUCAAGAAACUGAAGCCAGGAAACUUGCUGGGGAAGCAGUUUCUUCUAUUCCCUUAGCCCUCCCACCCCUCCAGGCUGGUGCACCUUCCACCAAUAGUAAACUUGUACUUGCCUUAGAAACCCCUGACCUUCUUCCCUGUCCUCCUUCUUGGGCUUAGUCUCACACAGGGGACACUAGAUGAGGGGUCUAGGAGCAACUCCCUUUUAGCCCUCUCUGCCUCCAACCUCUCUGUCCAUCUCCUUUCCCCAAUCUCUUUGGUCUGAGGCAUUCAAGAUCCUUUUCCAUGUCUGUCCAGGCUUUCCUCUCAUUCCUAUGGGGCCAUAUAGGGGCUUUGGAAGGGCCCAGAGGACCACCAUGAGGCUAAGUUGCCCCAGAGCCCCAGGACAUGGAUGGAUGGGCCUAUUUCUUCCUCAUUCUCUGCUCGUUUCCCCCAAACCCCCAACUCCUUCUGUGGCCCCUCUUUCAUACUCCCCUAUCUCACCUUUAUGAAAGGACACACCCUCUCGGUUUGCCCUCUGUUCCUCCCCUGCUUCCUCAUUUCUCCCAGGCUCUAUCCCUCCCCACCCAAACCCCCAGUCCAGG